This is a messenger RNA of Gilbertella persicaria, 525 nucleotides long. Its product is annotated as ribosomal protein L23/L15e core domain-containing protein. The record is from RefSeq and is a predicted model, not a curated record. Gene Ontology annotation, molecular function: structural constituent of ribosome; rRNA binding. Gene Ontology annotation, cellular component: ribosome; cytosolic large ribosomal subunit. Bases 41 to 472 code for a protein of 143 amino acids. NCBI's taxonomy places the organism in Eukaryota, Fungi, Mucoromycota, Mucoromycetes, Mucorales, Choanephoraceae. Gene Ontology annotation, biological process: ribosomal large subunit assembly; translation. The transcript is spliced from 4 exons.
GGCAAACCAGUAAACGGUCUCUUUUCCUUCUGAACAUACAAUGGCUGCUUCUCAGAACAAGGCUCUCGCCGCCAAGAAGGCCGCCCUCAAGGGUGUCCACGGUAAGGCUGUCCGUAAGAUCCGCACCUCUACUCACUUCCACAUCCCCAAGACUUUGGUCUUGAAGCGUGCUCCCAAGUAUGCCCGUAAGUCUGUUGCCCACGCUCCCCGCAUGGAUCAAUACCGUGUUAUCCGUCAACCCCUCAACACCGAGACUGCCAUGAAGAAGAUUGAAGAACACAACACUUUGACCUUCCUCGUUGAUGUUAAGGCUAACAAGAACCAAAUUAAGGAUGCCGUCAAGCGUCUCUAUGAUGUUGAAGCUGCUCAAGUUAACACUCUCAUCAGACCCGAUGGUUACAAGAAGGCCUUUGUUCGUUUGACUGCUGAUGUUGAUGCUUUAGAUGUUGCCAACAAGAUUGGUUUCAUCUAAACAGCUCCGUUUCUUUUUUCGAGUAGAGCGUUCAAAUAGUUUACUUAAUAAAA